AGUUGGACAAAUAAAGGAUGGAACGAGCACUUGUCCUCCUCCUGGUUGUAACAACAGUAUCUGGGUGUGGUGUGCCCAGCUACCAGCCGGACACCAGCCGUGUGGUGAAUGGGGAAGAAGCCCGUCCAUACAGCUGGCCAUGGCAGGUUUCCUUGGAGUCUUUUUUCCCUACUUGUGGAGCAACACUCAUUGCUCCUAACUGGGUUUUGACUGCUGCACAUUGCAUUACAUUCCACACGUACAGGGUUGUUCUGGCUGAGCAUGACAUGAAGACAGAGGAAGGACCUGAACAGUCCAUUAUGGUGGAAAAAAUGUUCAUCCAUCCCAAAUGGAACAAGAACUGCGUGUCUUGUGGGAAUGACAUUGCCCUGCUUAAGCUGGAGAAAAGUGCUGUUAUCAAUGACAAGGUCCAGCCGGCUUGCCUGCCACAGCAUGGUGCUACUCUCGCCCACAACCAACCCUGCUACGUCACAGGCUGGGGUCGUCUCUACUCUGGUGGUCCUUCUGCUACUACACUACAGCAGGCCCUACUUCCUGUUGUGGAUCAUGAAAUCUGUAGUCAAAGUGACUGGUGGGGCAGCUCAGCAAAGACAACCAUGGUCUGUGCAGGAGGAGAGAGCAAGUCAGCAUGCCAUGGUGACUCUGGAGGCCCUCUGAACUGCAAGGGCAGAGAUGGUAAGUGGUAUGUGCAAGGAGUGACGAGUUUUGUGGAUGGACGGGGCUGUAAUACCCCUCAGAAGCCCACCAUUUUCACCCGUGUGGCCUCUUUCAUCCCCUGGAUCAGUGAGACCAUGGCCCAAAACUGAAGAAAUGCUCAAUGACUGAAGAACUGAACGGGCAAUAAACUAUCAU
Trematomus bernacchii (emerald rockcod) is the source of this 852-nucleotide messenger RNA. RefSeq names its product chymotrypsin-like elastase family member 3B. Gene Ontology annotation, biological process: proteolysis. The record is from RefSeq and is a predicted model, not a curated record. The transcript is spliced from 7 exons. Bases 18 to 806 code for a protein of 262 amino acids. Gene Ontology annotation, molecular function: serine-type endopeptidase activity. Lineage: Eukaryota; Metazoa; Chordata; Actinopteri; Perciformes; Nototheniidae.